Messenger RNA from Doryrhamphus excisus (bluestripe pipefish), 1042 nucleotides. Its product is annotated as NPC intracellular cholesterol transporter 2-like. NCBI's taxonomy places the organism in Eukaryota, Metazoa, Chordata, Actinopteri, Syngnathiformes, Syngnathidae. Gene Ontology annotation, molecular function: cholesterol binding. The record is from RefSeq and is a predicted model, not a curated record. Gene Ontology annotation, biological process: cholesterol efflux; intracellular cholesterol transport.
UUGAUUCUACCAGAGAUUUGUCCUGUAAGGCUAAAUGUCGGGCUUAAAUUACACACAUGGGCGUUCUUUUAGUCUCGUGAUAUGAGGAAAUAAAAAGUGCUAGGCUGUUAGUCACGGGUAAUCUCUACGGAGCACGGUGUUACAGAAGGUCUUUUAAAGGGAAAAUAAACAUGGGCUUUGGAGUUGGCUCCGUUAUUUUGCUCUGCUUAAUGGGACUCACCUGUGCGGAUCCAGUCAAGUAUGUCGACUGUGGCUCAUCUUCAGGUAAAGUGACUAUUGUGGACAUUAACCCCUGCACCACUCAGCCUUGCCAGCUGCAUAAAGGACAGUCAUACAGUGUCAAUGUGACAUUCAACAGUGCUGUGGCGAGCAAGACGAGCAAAGCCGUGGUCCAUGGUGUCAUCGCCGGAGUUCCUGUCCCUUUCCCGAUCCCGAUUGAGGACGGCUGUGAGUCUGGAAUCCAGUGUCCGAUCCAGAAGCAGCAGAGCUAUCACUAUGUGAACGCUCUUCCAGUCAAAUCUGAGUAUCCCGCGAUAAAGCUGGUAGUGGAGUGGGAGCUGAGAGACGACAAUGAGAAAGAUUUAUUCUGCAUCAAGUUCCCUGUUGAGAUUGUCAACUAAGUGAUCUGCACAGCUUCUGUUUUUUUUUUUAAAGGGAAUAUGACUAGUAAAAUAACUGUAAAUGGUUCUACAUAUAAGUCCUCGUUUUAUUCACUUGAUCAAAUUGAUUUCAUGAUUCAUAUCUUUGCCAUGUUUGACUGCACUGCACCUAGUCUGCUUCGAGUUGUGGCCAUGAACAAAAGCGCAGUAAACCAUUACAUUAUAACAACUCUUAAUUCAGGAGCUCCAUUCCACUACGGUGCAAAUGUCUUAGUGGCUGCUAUGUAGUCUGAAUUUACACAGCUAACAUUUUUGAUAAUAUAAACACUUUUGUAAUUUCUUACUAACGUUUUCUUUCAGACGUGAACUUAUGUAAAUGAAAUAUGAAAAUAAAGAAUUAUCCUCUUGUGAAUGACUAAAAUGCCCAAAAAUAUGCAGUUCAG